Molecule: messenger RNA, 2346 nt
Organism: Cheilinus undulatus (humphead wrasse)
Lineage: Eukaryota; Metazoa; Chordata; Actinopteri; Labriformes; Labridae
Product: CD48 antigen-like
Exons: 1
Coding region: 1-789 (262 amino acids)
Source: RefSeq, a predicted model, not a curated record
AUGGAGAAGCUGACAGUUUUUUGCCUUUUGACGGUGCUGCUGUCGGCAGUGCUGAACGUUUCUUUGGCUCUCAUUAAAACGGAGUACUUCAAGGAAGGCGGUGACCUGACGCUGAGGCCUGAGUUUGAGGACCGCAUUGUCAGCAUUUUGUGGAAACUCAAUGGUGAUAUGGUGGCUGAGUGGAUUGAGAACAUUGUUCCAUUGGAAUAUUAUGGCAGGUUUAAAGACCGAACAGACCUGGACAUAAAAACUGGAAAACUGGUCAUGAAAAACUUGACUAAAGAGGAUGAGGGCCUGUUUACCCUCGAACUGAACAGCAAAGUCCUUCCUCAGCACUUCAUCUCCAAAGCCAUCAAGGAGGUGCCCAAGCCAAAAGUAUGGAUGCAGCCUGUGGUGUGUAGCCCUGAUAAGCACUCUCAGUGUGCGCUGAGCUGUGAAGGAGACACUACAGAUGCAGGGCCUGUCACCUACAGCUGGAAGGAGGGAGACGGGCAGUGGCAGUGGAAGGAGAAGAUCAUAAACAUCACCAAGACUGCUUCAGCUCAGGUAAAAACAUACACAUGUCAGAUGGAGAACCCGGUCAGUGUGCAACAAAGUGAAGGCAGAGACAACCCGUUCUUCAAGAGUGAACCUCCUGUUCAUCAUCAGGUUUUAGUUAUCAUCAAAAUCCUGGUUGUGAUCGCACUUCUUGUGAUAUUUCUCGUAUUUCUUUCAUGGAUAAAACAAAAAACGCUCAGGAAACUGAUGUGUUCAUGUACAGCUGAAAACACCUUUGACAGCUCAAUCUGAGGCACAUAAAAAGAUUUUCUGAUGAUGAAUGAAGAUUCUACAAGAUUCCACUCCAGUCUUAAAAAAAUAAAAAAUCAAAUCAAAACACCACUCAUAAACUGUAUGUAAAGCUUUUCUUGAUUAUGUUUGAAAUAUUUAAGCAGUGAUAGAAAAGUAUCAGUCAGCUUUGAGUUUUAACAUCAUCAAAUCAGAAGUGCUGUUGAUGCCUAUUUGCCUUUUGGUUUGCAUGUCUUUUUUGCCAGAUUAGAUUAGAUUUUGGAGCUGAAUGAAAUUAAAUUUAAUUGGGGUCAAACAGAUAACACACAUCCUUUUUUCUUCACUGUUUUUGUCAUCCCGACUUUUUGAAGCUCUUGGGGAUAGCAUAGUUCAAAAUUACUCGUCUAACAUUUACAUUUUAUGUGCAGCCUGGGGGUUCAGGUUCUAAGAGUAUUAAUAAUAUUAAUAAAGCUAUUUUGGUCUUAGUCUAUCCUUAUGUAAACACUGGCCAGAAAAAGCUUGUCAGUGUUUAAAAAAAAAUCUUUUUCAAGAGUGUCUUACCCAAGUCAUGCAGAUGUACAGUUACUGUAAAUAAACAAGACAGAAACACCUUUGAAAGAUCGGAUGGUUUGUCUGAAGUGUUACAGAGAUAUUUAUGGCUAUUAUGAAACCCAAAUACAUUUCCUUUGAUUUCCAUGUUAUUCUGAUUUAAUUGGAAAACUACACUCAAUAAACCGACUUAUAAGCAUCAGUCAUAGCAACAUCACACUGGCAAAAACCAAACUGGCAGAUACAAAUAGACUGCAGGGAAAACCUUGAUUUAUUAUUUUGACUGGAAAUGUUGUAGUUAGGUUGCUCUAAACAUGUGAAAACACUGAGAUCUAUGUGUGACUGAAUUUUGGAUUUAGACUGUAAGAAAGUUUUCUCCUCUUUCCUGGCUUGGUUUAAUCUGAGCGGGUCAAAAAACCUUUUCUGUGUAAGAUGAACAAAACCAAAAAUACCAGAGAUGGCUUAAAGAAGCUUUUUAACCCAAACAAACAAACCCAAACUUAAUUGACUGUAGAUAAAUAAAAGUAUAAAAUGAAAGGUGAAACCAAGCUCUCUGCAUGCUCUGAUUAUACACAUAUUUUCAGUACUUAUUGAAUUCACAAAACCUGGCAUGCCAGAUGGAUUUGUACACGGAAAUGGACGUAUCCAUCUGCUCUGCAAGGUUAGAAUUCACACCCCCCAGUUUGGAUUGUGGUUCUGUCAGAAGGUUUAUUCCCCAAAAAUUUGGCUCUUUGAUGGAAGAGGGUUGAGUAACACUGUGCUAGAGUAUACAGAAUACCAGUCAAAUGCCCUGUUUUAUUACAAUCUAUGAAAAACACUUCCAUGCCAGCAGGAUCUAAUGCAUGUUGUUGAGUUUGACUGAAUUUGAGCCUUUUGGGACUACUUUGUAUCUAAACUGCAAGACUUCUUUUUAUUCUGAUUAAUCUGAUCACAUCAUUAUUCAGUGAUAUACUGAUGGUGGAGCUGUUUUUAUUGUUUUACUUUAAUGAUUUAUUGGUCUUCCUCUGCUGUUUCCCUUUGUUUCUGACUAUA